Messenger RNA from Echinops telfairi (small Madagascar hedgehog), 1487 nucleotides. It is a transcript of the gene MRPS27, whose product is annotated as mitochondrial ribosomal protein S27. Gene Ontology annotation, molecular function: protein binding. The transcript has 11 exons. Bases 1 to 1248 code for a protein of 415 amino acids. The record is from RefSeq and is a predicted model, not a curated record. NCBI's taxonomy places the organism in Eukaryota, Metazoa, Chordata, Mammalia, Afrosoricida, Tenrecidae. Gene Ontology annotation, cellular component: mitochondrion.
AUGGCGGCCCCCAUGGUGCGGCGCGGGCUCCUCCUGGCGCGGAAGGUGGCUUUCCCUCGGCUCUCCCCGACAGGAAAAAGAUGCCUGCUUUCUGCGGCCUAUGUGGACAGCCAGAAAUGGGAAGCAAGAGACAAAGAAGAGUGUCACCUGGCUGACCUAGCAUCUUUAAUGGAUAAAACCUAUGAGAGAAAGAUCCCUGUUAGUUCUUUGACAAUAUCACGGUUUGUGGACAACAUUUCCUCUCGAGAAGAGAUAGACCAUGCAGAGUAUUACCUUUACAAAUUUAGACACAGCCCCAACUGCUGGUACCUGAGAGACUGGACGAUCCACACUUGGAUUAGGCAGUGUCUAAAAUACGGAGCACAUGACAAAGCUUUGUAUACCCUUAUAAACAAGGUCCAGUAUGGAAUUUUUCCAGAUAACUUUACAUUCAAUAUACUGUUGGAUUCUUUCAUAAAGAAAGAAAAUCACAAAGAUGCUUUAGCUGUAGUUUUUGAAAUCAUGAUGCAAGAAGCCUUUGAAGUGCCUUCUACCCAACUCCUCUCCCUCUAUGUUUUAUACCAGAACCUGGCAAAGCAGCCAGACCUCAGUUGGGAAGAGGAGAGGAACUUCGGGGCAUCGCUGCUCCUCCCUGGCCUGAAGCAGGAGAACUCCGUGGGUUUGAGCUCCCAGCUGUAUGGCUGCGCACUGCUGGGGAAGGUGGAGCUGCGUCAAGGGCUGCGGGCCGUGUACCACAACAUGCCUCUACUGUGGGAACCGGGGUACCUCAGCAGAGCCCUGCAGGUGAUGGAGACAGCAGCUUCCGCGCCAGGACACGUGAAGCUCUGUCGAGAAGCGCUCGAUGUGCUGGAUGUGGUGCUGGAGGCGCUGACUUCUCCAGCCGAGGAGCCUUCCGAGGAACAGUCCCAAGGAGGGGAAGGCCCCCAGGGAGCUGACACCCUGCAGGAGCGUCUCGACAUUGAGGAGACGGAGCAGUCCAGGCUGCCCCAGUACCUGGCCCAGUUCAAGGCCUUACAUGCUAAGCUCCAGGCUCUGGGCAAAGUGGAGUCAGAAAGCCUGCUGACUCUGACCACCAAGCUCAUCCACGACAAGCUACCUGCCUGUGAAGCAGAAGACAUGGCCAACUAUGAGCAGAAACUGCAGCAGUGGCAUCUGGACCGAGUGCAGUUGAUUCAGAGGGAACAAGAGUACAGGGAGAAAGCAAAACAGGAGCAGCAGGCACGGGCAGCAGCAAAGGCUGCUGCCUAACCCCCUGCGCCCCCCUGCCCCCUCCCCAGCCAAGGCACCAGUCCCUCCCCCAAGACCUCCACUAGUCCCUAUCAUAGGAUUCAGGGGGACCAGGCUCCCUCCAACUGUUUUCGCUUUCUUAAAGCAGGCCACACAUGGUAGCCAAGCCAAGAUGCUUUACAUUAGCGAUUCUCAACCUGUGGGUUACAGCCCCUCUGGGAGUCGAACGACCCUUUCAAAGAAAUCGCCCAAUUCAUAGC